Leptonychotes weddellii (Weddell seal) is the source of this 4235-nucleotide messenger RNA. NCBI's taxonomy places the organism in Eukaryota, Metazoa, Chordata, Mammalia, Carnivora, Phocidae. The record is from RefSeq and is a predicted model, not a curated record.
UGAGCCACCCAGGCGCCCCCCAUUGAAUUUUUAUAACAACCUUGCAGGUUGGGUAGCUUCAGCCACAUCUUACAGAGGAGGAACUCUGGCUCAGAGAGGCUAAAGAGCUCACCAGUAACCACAUAGCUGGUCGGUGAACCUAGUUAGUUCAUCUGAUCUUGAAGCCAGCACCUUGCAAUUUUGUUUACAGCUGGGCCUCUCUAUUGCACAUUUAUUCCUCUUAUUUCCAUUUCAGAGUGAUAGAUCCUGCCCUUGACCCCAUAGGCUGUGGUCUGUUCUUAUCCCCGGAGUCCAGAAUUCCCACUUUACCUCUCAGGAUGUCUGGGAGGGUCACAGAGCAACAUCCCAGUAUCUUGAUAUUGGAAAGGACUCUCACCCCAUUUCCAAUUUUUACAGAUAAGGAAGCUAAGGCAUCUUUGUGCAGUGCCUGUGAGGAGAGCUUUGUAGGUGUACAUGACAAGCCUAUUUCCCACUGAGUAGCUGUGUGACCUUGGUCAAGGCACUUAGCCUCUCUGACACUCAGCUUCAUUAUUCCUGAGAAGGGAGCAUCUCUGGCCCUCUCUGUUUGGUGCGAUAUCAGAGGUAAAGCACACCACACAGGGCAAACAGUAGGAGCUUAAUAACUGCUGGCUACUGUUCUCAGUACGGAGUAGCCCAGAGACGGUCGUGCAGCAGAGAGAAGGCUUCUCAGCGUGCUAGCGGCUGAGGCAGACCUCUAACACCCCACAGUCCAGGGUGGUUUCCGUUACUUCCUCCUGCCUUCCCAUGCGUGAAAUGGCACAUGGGAAUGUUCCAAGCCCCCGUCCUACCCCGCCAGAGGAGCGGUGGUGUUCCCCCACCAGUAGGCAUUCUGGUCCCGUCUUCUCCCUGGAGCAGCAACGGGACUAUCACGUGACGGGGGACAGGGCAUCACUGAAGUGGGAAGCUGACCCAGGGAGGCCCAAGCCUCACGGGCUGGAAGUGGAGGCUCCAGAGAUUCCCGGGGUUCACAGCAAUUGCCAGGGUCCCUGGCAGCCGGUGAUCAACACCCCACGCUGAAGCCACCUGGGGGAACAGAAGGAGGGUGGCCUGGAGAGUCAAAACCCCUGGAGAACACAAAUCGCCAGUUUUAGCAAAAAUCCCAACUACGGCCUCCUUAACCCGCCCCCCCCCGCCCCCAGUCCCACUGGGGCUGGUGACAGGAAGUGUGUCAUGCCAAGAACUGGCUGCGCCCAUCCCGAGGGUGCGGGACCACAGGGAGAAGGCUCCACACUAAAGCCCUUAGUCGUCCUUCUGCUUCCCCUUUAGAAAGGGUGGUGCCGCACAGGCUCCAUCCCAAGCAAGGUCUUCCUAACACCCAGCCUGUCACCUUUGUAGGGGGGCAGGCCCCUCCCAUUGCCACCUCCCUCCCUCUGCCUCCGCCCAGAGCCCCCUGCCAGGGAGGGCCAGAGAGGCCCGUUUAGAAGGCUCUGCUCUGGCCUUGCUCUGGCCACGGCCUUCCCCACACGACGAAGAAGAGUCUGUAGGUCCAAAUGCACAGGUCCCCCUAGAGCCUGUGACCUCCCUUCUAGCCCACACUCUGGGUACCUGGGACCCUGAAAUUCCCUGUACAAAUGCCCUGAGCCUGUGUCCAGUCUAACGGAUCUGUUCCUUGCAUCCUUUCUCCAGAGAGGAGAUCCUCUGUUGAUGCGCAGAGCCUCAGUCCUAAGGGUGGCCAGUAGGCAGCUAUGUGUUGAGGGGCAUGGAUGAACUUGGCCUUGUGGGCCGGGGAGUCCACAUGCAUGUGCACGGUGGGCAGAGAGGGAUGGAGCUGCGGUGGGCCAGGGGACCGUGGCAGGCUCUCCCUGCCCCUCCACAUUUCAGCAUGAGACCCCAAGGAGUCCAAGAAUUCAAAACUCAAACCUGGCCUUCCAGGCUGUGAUGAAAAGUAUAUUUGUCAGGACGGGAACAUACAACAUAUGUUACUGAGUGUAGGAAUAUGAUUUAUAAAUCCUGGAAAUUUAGCCGUCUAGUGUGCGGCCCUCUACUUGUGCUCCUGACCCAGCCCCGCCCAUGCUGGGGGCAGGAGAGGCCUUCCCGAGCCUGGCCCGAGAGGGCAAGGAGGAAAAGCACCCAGCCCACAGCAUCCACACGGGAUUGGGCCCAGACCGGAUCCCGGCCUCAGUCUCCCUGCUCUGGCCCCUGUGCUCCCCCAGAUCGGAUGUGGACAUACUCCUUCUCAGGCGCCUUCCUGUUCUCCAUGGGCUUCCUCGUCGCCGGGCUCUGCUACCUGAGCUACAGAUACGUCACCAAGCCGCCUCCGCCUCCCAACUCCCUGAAUGUCCAGCGAGUACUGACCUUCCAGCCUCUGAGGUUCAUCCAGGAGCACGUGCUGAUCCCUGUCUUUGACCUGAGCAGCCCCAGCAGUCUGGCCCAGCCCGUCCAGUACUCCCAAGUCAGGGUCUCCGGGCCCAGGGAGCCCCCGGAAGCCCCACCACUGCACAGCCUGUCUGAGAUCGCCUAUCUCGGGCAGCCAGACAUCUCCAUCCUCCGGCCCUCUGGAGUGCCACCUCACCAGACGCUCUCCCCACUGUCCUACGCACCCCAGGCUGCCCCCGAAGUCAGGCGCCCCUCCUAUGCACCUCAAGUAACCCCCGAAGCUAAACCUCCAUUCUACACUGCACAGGCCAUGUCUGAGGUCCAGCCUUCCUCCUAUACCCCUCAGACCACUCCAGACUGCUGGCCUUCCUAUGGGACCUGUGGGGAAGGCUCUGGCAGAGACUCCCCACCUGUGACACUCUCGAGUCCCAAACACCUCAGGACUAAAGGUCAGCUCCAGAAAAAGGCACCAGCUGGAACCUAUAUCCCAGAUGGCCUUUCUCUGCAAGGGGUGACCUCCUUGGAUAUGGAGGACCCCCAAGAAGCAAAUUUCUUCCAGCAGCAUCUGGGAGUUCACACGGACAGAGUACCUGACCCCAGUGUGCUACACAGAGGGGAACCAGGGACACCAUCGUGCCUAAAGGAUCAGCUCCCCCUACUCUCUUCUGUCCAGAUCGAGGGCCACCCGGUAUCCCUCCCUUUGCACACUCCUUCCCUCUCAUGUUCCCCCACAGACCAGGAACCAAGUCCCUGGGGCCUGUUGGAGUCCCUCGUGUGUCCCAGGGACGAGGGUCCCAUGUCUGAGAUGGAGGCCCUGAGCCCAGCCUCUCAGGCCUCAGACCUGGAGCAGGCCACAGAACUGGAUUCUCUCUUCAGAGGCCUGGCCCUGACCGUGCAGUGGGAGGCCUGAGCAGAGAACAGGGCAAGCCUGGGGCUUCCUCCUCAUCCCCACCCAAGCUCACAUCGUUGGCCAUCGCUCCCACAUCUGGGGGGGGCGGUGAAGAACUCCCCGCCUCAGGGGAGUUCCCUUGAAAGAACCAAAGGAAAGAGGGACUGGGGGCCCCUGCCACGGCUGAGCUAUGGUUGGAGCAAAACGGCAUGAUGAGGACUCCAGCCAGAGGAGUUCCGGGUGUGCGUCAUGUGCAAAUGAGCUCUGCGGGGCAGGAGGGGAUAGUCAAGUGCCGGGAGUUAAUGCAGGGAGACUUCACGGAAUCCAGCUCCCCCAGCUUCUGAGAUGCUGGACACAAAGUUCUCCACCCCACUCCUGGCCAGUUUCAUGAUCUAGUUCGACAGAGAGUGAGGUCUCUACCUCCUCUGUGGUUCCCAUAUCCUGAGAAAUGGAGCCUGGAAAGGACGCCUUACAGCAGCCUGGGCCAAACCAGAACAACCUGCACUUCUGCCAAGGUCAGAGGUAGCGCGACGGCAAGACUCCAGAGAGGGGUGUGGCCUGGGGCUCAAGUCCACCCAAGCCGCUGUCAGAAAUCACACCAUCUCAACGUCUCUCCUCUGCUAGAGGCUUGACCGCGGGUGAAACGCAGGUCCUCCCGUGAGGGAGAACACACAAGCCUUUUCUGCCAGCAGAAGCUGCAGACCCUCUCCUGAGAGCGGGGUUCCUAAGGAACGGGGGUCCAUGUGGCCCACAAGAAAGAGCACGCGCUUCACAACUUUGAAAACUCAGCCUUGGGCUCAGCUCAUCUGGGUUGAAAUUUCUGCCUUACCACUUACCAGCUGUAUGACGUCAAGCAAAUGAGCCACUGCUCAAAACAUCAGUUUCUUCAUCUGUAAAAUGGGGAUUGUAACACGGACUCCACGGGGUUGUGGUGAGGAUGACAUGAAUAGUAUCUAUAAAGUACUUAGUAGUGCCUGGCACAUGGGCAGUGCCCAGUCAAUGGUAGCUA